AUGAAUGGAGAGCACAUGGUCGUCGUAGGCGGGAGGCAGAGCCCCAUCGCCGGUGCAUCUGCGGGCUCAGUGGUGUUCGACAGGGUCUCGGGGAACGAUGUGCUCAGUCAGGAAGCCAUCUUGCUGGCCAUCGACCGACUGGGACAGAGGAUGGAUACCCAGCUGUCGAGACUGGCGUAUCAAGUAACAUCGAUGCAGGUAGUGGUUGAUCAGCUGGUUGACCAACAACGCAAGGCCAGCCGCUUUGUACAUCAGCCCGAUGAGAGCCAUCAGGCAUCCUCAAGUACCUCUUGGCAACAGCAACAACCACAACAGCAGCAUCAGUACGACCGGACCGGGCCUGGGAACACUAGCCCACGCUCUUCCACUACCAAUAUCCGCAGAGACUCGGAGCAUCCCUUCGCCUUUGAUCCUGCCGCCGAUACCACCCAAGUAUUCCAGGCUACUGGCGCAUCUAUUCCGAUCUCUACUCAAGGCAAUCUUCACCGCCCCUCGUACCAGAAUGAGUACCCUCACCAUCACCAGUCAUCUAUGCGUGGCCUUCCAGCCGGGCCGGAAGCCUCGAUGGCAGGCGGCAGCGAUGUCCCUGCGGGCUACACGAACUCACACCACCAGGCUACAGCCUCGAAUUCCACGAAUGCAGACAUGAAUGGAUCGAGACAACAUCUGACUAUAGAGGAGAAUACCCAAAUGGGCGGAGGAAUGAGCUUUCCCGCAAGUGGCAGCGGCGAAGCGGACGUUGUUGAUCGGUACCCGUCCCCUCCGGAUCAGAGACCUGAAACUUCGUACGCAGUGACGACCAGCGUUCGUCCCUUUACAGCUGUGGACCAUUCACAUCGCCCACAGCCGGCUGUCAAUCACAAUGGUCAAGCUGCGGGUAACUCUGAGCUAGCAAGCGGCCAUGCGCAGAGCAACAAUGGCAGCAUGGAUCAGAAUGGAGGAGUCAACAGCGUCGAGUUCGAGUUGCAGAAUUCAGCGAUUGUGCCCGGCGCCUCGACGUAUAGUGCUCCGAUCAGCAACCAUGCGAGAGGCAUCGUACCCAACCCUCGUCACGGCAUGGCCUUCAGUCGCGUGUCCCCUCGUCAGCUAGCAGUAGGGAACGGACGUAUCCCUGGCUAUAGUACAGACGAGAGCAGCGUCCCUGGAGCGCUCGAAGGCGCUUCCUCUACGGUCUCCGCCCUAGGGGGUCAUGUUCACAGCAGGUCUCUCUACACAGACUCAGUGACGCCGUCGGAGCAACCUUUUCAUCCUUUCCCUAGCCACUCUCACGGAUAUUCUUCAUCUUCUCAUCAGCAUCAUCACCAGCCGGCCCCGGUACCGCAAGCGCAAUCUUUCCAGAACAGCACGUCAUCAGCCCCACCGCGAGGGUAUGGUUCCAGCUCUAAUGGGAAUGGUGGAGCACUGCCUUCCUCUCAUCUAAGCGAGAGCCCCUCCUCACUGUCACGCAAGCGCCAAGCCCGCUUGUCUCCACCGCAACGGUCUUCGGGUGCUGCACCGUCCCCUUCGGCUGCUUCGACGAACGACAUGGUGGCACCGCUGCGCCGCCUGAAGCGAGAGCCGACAGUAGUCUCUGCCCAUCAUGGAGAGUUCUCAACUUCGCAUAGUCCCGAGGGAGCUCAGGGUGGAAUGGAGGGAGCACCGGUGGGACCUAUGGGUUCCUACCAAUUCUGGGCCUUUACACCUCCCCAGCCUUCCGAGAGCAAGCUGCGACUUCUCCCUGAACCCCAAUUCCGCACACUGCAGGCCGCCCGCCUGGAUCUGCAGCGCAAGACGGGCAGGACGAUGGCCAAGCUGGGUCGACUACCGCUCAAGGACUAUCUGGAGGUCAGCCCUCAGGAAUACCUGCAUGCCCGCAAGACGGGUAGGGCCGUCUACAACGAAUGGCUGGAGCCACUGGUGCGCAUGGCAAAGCAACCCAAGGACCGCGUCAAGGCGUGUACGAAUUUCAUCGAGUACACGCAUCCUAUGUUGGCUCAAUGCGAGGGAAGCUUCAAAGCUAGGCAGCUGCUGCAGCAGAUUGUCGACAAUGCCAUUGACGAGGCGACCAAUGCACGGAAAAAGGACGUGGCAGGACCGGGAUCUGGACAUGUUAGCUCCCCUAGUGGGCAUUGGAGUGGCAAUCCUAGAGGUCCACCAGCAGGAGGACCUCGCCAGGUUGAGUCUAGUGGAGGAACAGUCUGGUCUACUGCGAGUGGGGAGAGCGAUGGGGGUGGAGGUCGAAGUGACGUCGGACCUCGUGGUUCUCGGCCGGUACACAAUGAAGGUCGAGAUCAUGAAGGGGACGAGAGGCACGAAGAGGGUGAAGAAGAGGAUAAUGAGGAUGAUGAGGACGGAGGGGAGGACGACGGAGAUGAGGGUGAGGAAGGACCGGACAGGAAGAAGAGAAGAGGGGAAAGAGAGGACGAUGAAGAGAGGGACGAGCUGGAAUGA
This is a messenger RNA of Microstroma glucosiphilum, 2430 nucleotides long. RefSeq lists its product as hypothetical. The coding region runs from base 1 to 2430 and encodes 809 amino acids. The record is from RefSeq and is a predicted model, not a curated record. The transcript has 3 exons. Lineage: Eukaryota; Fungi; Basidiomycota; Exobasidiomycetes; Microstromatales; Microstromataceae.